Molecule: messenger RNA, 1313 nt
Organism: Zingiber officinale
Lineage: Eukaryota; Viridiplantae; Streptophyta; Magnoliopsida; Zingiberales; Zingiberaceae
Product: NAP1-related protein 2-like
Exons: 10
Coding region: 200-994 (264 amino acids)
Biological process (GO): nucleosome assembly
Cellular component (GO): chromatin; nucleus
Molecular function (GO): histone binding; chromatin binding
Source: RefSeq, a predicted model, not a curated record
AUCGUCACCCGAGGUGGUGAUGGGAAACCCGAGCAGGUUGCCACUUGGUGUAUAUAAAUAGAAAGCGAGGCAGGGUGGCAGGCGGAGAUCGCUUUCGCAGUCUCGCUUCCGGUGGCAUUGCAAGUUCGCUCCACUGUGCUCGUGAAGUAGCGGCGGCCUCAUUAGGGUUAGGUUUCGGGGUUGCAGCGGAGCGUUUGCGAUGGCGGCCGACAAGAGCAAGAAGGUGAAAAUCGGCGAGCCAGGAGUCGAGGGGGAGCCCGAGCCUAUCGAUGGGGAGCUGGUACUCAACAUCGAGAAGCUCCAGGAGAUACAAGAAGAGCUGGAGAAGAUCAACGAGGAAGCAAGUGAUAAAGUUUUUGAGGUGGAACAAAAAUACAAUGAGGUUCGCAGACCCGUGUAUGUCAAACGGGCAGAAAUUAUCAAAAAUAUCCCAGAUUUUUGGUUAACUGCGUUCUUGAGCCAUCCAGCCCUUGGUGAUCUUCUCGCUGAGAAGGAUCAUGAGGUUUUCAAGUUCAUGCAAUCAAUAGAUGUUGAAGAUUUUAAGGAUGUGAAGACAGGCUACUCUAUUACAUUUAACUUCUCUGAGAAUCCAUAUUUUGAGGAUAGAAAAUUAACAAAGACAUAUGCAUUCGCUGAUGAAGGAACUACUAAUGUAUCUGGUACUAAAAUUAGGUGGAAGGAAGGCAUGGAUCUUCUUGCGAAUGGUAAUGUUCAAGAGAAGAAAGGAAGUAAACGCUCCUUUAUCGAGGAAAGUUUUUUCAGUUGGUUUAAUGAAAAUUUGCAUAAGAACCUCUCAGAAGGAGUGAUAGAUGAGGUGGCUGCGAUAAUCAAGGAAGACUUGUGGCCCAAUCCUUUAAAAUACUUCAACAAUGAAAUCGAUGAAGAUGAUUUUGAUGGUGAGGAUGAUGAAGAGGAAACUGAUGGGGAUGACGGGGAGGAAGAUGAUGGUGAGCAGGAUGAUGAUGAUGACGAAGAAGAAGAGGAUGAAGAUUGAGAUCUAAACUGUCUACCAUUUUGCAAUAAGCACAAGCAAAACAAAAGCUUAUUCGUAGUCAGUCAACGAUGAGACGGAGACGGAAAUGUUGUGUUGUUUCGGAAAUGCGAGAAGCUUAGAUGUGUUAGAUUCCUACCAGCUUCAUACACUGAUAGCUAGCUUAGUAGCAUCAUGACUGUCUGGGAUUCAACUUUUAUGACGACAUUUCGCCCUUUCAGUUAUAUAUAGAUUUAUUUGAUUAUAAACUUGUUAGCACUUUUUAGUAGUGAACUGAAAAUGGAUGUCUUUUUCUUCUAUCUGCACUUAUGUUUUACGUCAA